Molecule: messenger RNA, 1182 nt
Organism: Leishmania braziliensis MHOM/BR/75/M2904
Lineage: Eukaryota; Euglenozoa; Kinetoplastea; Trypanosomatida; Trypanosomatidae
Product: putative protein phosphatase 2A, regulatory subunit B
Exons: 1
Coding region: 1-1182 (393 amino acids)
Biological process (GO): mitotic spindle organization
Cellular component (GO): cytoplasm; protein phosphatase type 2A complex; nucleus
Molecular function (GO): peptidyl-prolyl cis-trans isomerase activity; protein tyrosine phosphatase activator activity
Source: RefSeq, a predicted model, not a curated record
AUGCGCGGCUCUGAUGCAAUGGCAGGGCCCGCGGCGAGGUGGCGACCGGCGCAGAAUUCAGAGGCUGUGCGGAAGUACACGAGCAAGGCUGUCGCCCCGCAUCCACCCGCGAAGGUCAUUCUGGAAGAUCACUCCCUCAUCGAGGUAUUCCGACGCUCGGCGGCGUUUCAGAAAAUCAUUUCCUACGUACAGGGCUGCAGCGAGGCGGUGGAGUCAACGCCAAACUACCAGCGGAUGUCCACCACCGUGAAUGACUGCGACGACACGGUGAAGUACUUCGUAGAAGACUAUCUCCCUCGCCUGCAUGACACUGCAACCGCGAUCCCGCUGGAAGACAUGGCUCAGCAGCGCUUCGGCAACCGCGCCAAGCGCAUAUUUCACGAGCGGCUCGAGGAAACGGUGGUUGCCGACAUGGAGAAGCUCGUUCGCACCUUUCCCACCUCCACAAGUCGUUCGGAGGAGGAGAUCACCGCCAUGGCAACGGAGUUGGCGGCGUACGUCAUGGACUCCUUUGGCAACGCCACCCGCCUCGACUUCGGCAGCGGCCACGAGCUGCAUUUUUUCAUUGUGAUUAUGAUCUGCCUUGAGGAGCACGGCGACUGCGGCGGGAGCCUGAAGGAUGAUCCGACGGUGCUCGUACCGCUCGAGGUCCCGCCGCCACCGCCGGUGCCCCUGGAGGCGAGGGUGGAGGUGCGCAAGCGGCGCCAGGACUACAUCUUCUACAUAUUUUACGACUACAUGCGUCUGGUCCGGUGUCUGCAGAAGCGCUACUCGCUCGAGCCGGCGGGGUCACACGGGGUGUGGGGCUUAGACGACUAUCACCACAUUCCCUACAUCUUUGGCGGUGCUCAGCUCAUCAAUGCGGAUAUGCAUCCCGUGAAGCCGGCGGUCGAUCAGGAGGCGACCAUAAUCCACCCCAAAGACGUCUGCGACCGCACCAAGGUAGCGAUGCUGAAGGACAACUACCUCUACUUUGGUAUGAUCGCGUGGAUCUUGGAGAACAAGACCGGGCCGUUCCACGAGCACAGCAACAUGCUGUACAACAUCUCCGGCGUCGAGCACUGGGCGAAGGUCUACAGUGGCAUGGUGAAAAUGUUUGCCGCGGAGGUGCUGGGGAAGUUCAACGUGUCGCAGCACCUCCUUUUUGGUCGACACCUCCAGUGGAACACAAAGGCCAUCUGA